Messenger RNA from Gadus morhua (Atlantic cod), 1457 nucleotides. RefSeq lists its product as uncharacterized. The coding region runs from base 124 to 807 and encodes 227 amino acids. The record is from RefSeq and is a predicted model, not a curated record. The transcript is spliced from 3 exons. NCBI's taxonomy places the organism in Eukaryota, Metazoa, Chordata, Actinopteri, Gadiformes, Gadidae.
CAUUGAGGUCAACGGGUGUCGUUAGUCAGUUAUUAAUUGGAAGGAAGUAAAAAACCCUAUAAAAGAACCACAGUUGGUUGUCUGAAACACUCAUUUGCGGAGCAGUACCUUAAACAGAGCAACAUGGCUUUACGAAGUGUGAGCUUUUUAGGGUUAAUAUGGAUCUCAAGUCUGAUUGGAGGUGUCUUUUCACUACCAGUAAAGGGUUUUGGCUCAAAUAAUCCUUCCCCAGCAUGGAGUGACUUCAGCAGUCCUGGUUCUGCUUAUCAUGUUGGUCAAGACUUCUUGGGGUACAUUUUUGGCAGAGUACUAAAAGAGUACUACAGACAAGAGCCUCCAGCUUGGUCCCCGCAGAACAGUGACGCUAAGGCUGAUGGAGGGGUCCACUCAAACUACGACUGGGAUAUGGAUAUUGGAGACUCUGGCGAGGACGGUGGUAUGCACCCUGGUAGUUAUGAUUACCACCAUGUUCAUGAAGGCCACGCUGAGCUAGUCCCCGCCAUGGAGGAGUUAUUCUCCACCAUGGAGGAGUUAUUCUCCGCCAUGGAGAAGGUAGUCUCCGUCAUGGAGGAGAUCUGCCAUGGAGGAGGAUCCGGCGGUGGAGAACCCGGCGGUGGAGAACCCGGCGGUGGAGAACCCGGCGGUGGCGAACCCGGCGGUGGCGAACCCGGCGGUGGCGAACCCGGCGGUGGCGAACCCGGCGGAGGAGGGACUAGUUACAGCAAACAUCCUAACUUCUCAUCCUGGCUUAAGCUAGGGAUUCGGAUAGGGAAACUCCUAAUUUGCUAUUACAGAGGCGGUCCCUAACCUGUUGGCUGUUUCCUAGCAUAUUAUUGGCCUCCUAUCUUAUCUUAAUUUAGGUAAUCCAAACUGUUCUUUCAAUCUGAUUUUUCGAUCGGCAAUCGUCAGGUUAUGUCUGUUUCUGCACUGUGCAUGAGAAUGAUGGAACAAGUUACUUUUAAUGUCAACAGACUGUUGAGGAUCUUUGUUAAUAACGGAAAGCUAGUAGAACUAUUACUACGGUCAUGGCAGGUAUUGGUACAGGGAACAAGAAGAGGUAGAAAAGUAAUUCUUCCACCAAAUUCAAAAUUAAAUGUCUUUGCAGGCGAUGAAAUUUAAAUAUGGUCAGGAAAAUUUAACAAAUCAUUAUGCGGUCUCGGUAGCCUUUCAGCCAUCACAUUUCUGUUGUGAUGUUCCUCGUCUUCAUUGUCAUACAGACCUACUAGCAGUGCUGCUAGUAGUGUACGGCCACCUAACUUAGGGAUCCUAACUUAAAUUCCUAACUUAGGAUAGUUCUGUAAUGGCUAAAUUCCUAUCUUAGGAUAAGAUAGGAUUUCUUCCUAAGUUACUGAUCAACUGCAAUGUCUUUCAUUUCUAAUGGCUGUAAAUGAAUAAAUCAUUGCUUUUAAAAUCAGUUUCCUUUUGCUUUAAUAAAAGUUGGUAAAGAUGUGCCAAUC